GAAGCCUUCUCGAUCGCUGUUGACCAUCAUCCUGCCAGCUUCGACACGCCUCACUCUUCUUGACCCUUCCAGCCAUCGACCAACCAGCUUUUAAGCCCAUCUACAGAUACAAUGUUUCUGACUAGGUCUGAGUAUGAUCGAGGAGUGAACACAUUUUCGCCGGAGGGAAGGUUAUUCCAAGUAGAAUAUGCGAUCGAAGCGAUCAAACUAGGGAGCACCACGAUCGCAGCGACGACGAAGGAAGGAGUGAUCCUGGGUGUCGAAAGACGCUCUCAAUCGAAACUAUUGGAAGCCUCGUCGAUCGAGAAGAUAAUGGAGAUCGACAGUCAUGUGGGAUGUGCCGUCAGUGGCCUCGUCGCCGAUUCUCGUACUAUGGUCGAACAUGCCCGAGUCGUCGGUCAGAACCAUCGGUUUACGUUCGAUGAACCGAUCAAGACUGAGAGCGUCACUCAAGCCGUUUGCGAUCUUGCACUAAGAUUCGGUGAAAGUACUCAUGACGAAGAUGCGAUGAUGUCACGUCCCUUCGGUGUCGCCCUACUGAUCGCAGGAUGUGACGAACUUGGACCUCAACUUUUUCAUGCGGAUCCUUCGGGCACCUUCAUGCGAUACGAUGCCAAGGCAAUUGGGAGUGGAUCUGAAGGCGCCCAAACAGAACUACAAGAGCGUUGGCAUAAGUCAAUGACCUUGCAGGAAGCCAAAUUGUUAGUACUGCAAGUCUUAAGACACGUGAUGGAGGAAAAGCUUGACGAGCAUAAUGUUCAAUUAGCACAAGUCACUCCAAGUGGCGGAUUUCAUAUUUUGACAAAUACCGAAUUAAAGGAAUCGAUCAGCCAAAUGCCGGUCGAAAACAAUCCUACUCACCCUUCAAACGUUGGAACUCAAGCUGCCCCAACAGCUUAAGGAACACAGGAGAAGAACAAGAGAACAACAACAACCACAACAACAACAACAAAAUUGAUCACUUUAUUGGUUUCAUUUGACUCGACUUGGGAAACCAUCUAGCUGGUCGAAAAAAUAUAAAAACUUCAUAUCGAUCACCUGUCCUCCUUCUUGCUGCCUUUUUCUUUUUGAAAUUAUAUAAAUAUGAACCAUGUACUUCAGAAGAAAAAGAAGGAUAGAGAUAACCGUACGAUAAGGCGGGUAAUCAUCGGACCCGCUACUCACUUUGAUUAAUUGGAGAGGGUCUUAUAUUUUAAUCAGGGUGUAGAGCUCUGGGACUUGAACAGCCUUGAUCAUCAUUCUUCUUACGAGUUGGAAGGGAAACUAUACCAGAUACUUACAUCCUCAGCCCAUAUGAUCACCAAAUGAAUCCUGGAUGGCAAGGAGAAAUGUGUGUCGAUGGUCAAGCCG
Messenger RNA from Puccinia graminis f. sp. tritici CRL 75-36-700-3, 1350 nucleotides. Its product is annotated as proteasome subunit alpha type-5. Bases 112 to 900 code for a protein of 262 amino acids. Gene Ontology annotation, biological process: proteasome-mediated ubiquitin-dependent protein catabolic process. NCBI's taxonomy places the organism in Eukaryota, Fungi, Basidiomycota, Pucciniomycetes, Pucciniales, Pucciniaceae. Gene Ontology annotation, cellular component: proteasome core complex, alpha-subunit complex; nucleus; proteasome core complex. The transcript has 7 exons. The record is from RefSeq and is a predicted model, not a curated record.